AUGUCAGAGCCUUUGCAGAGCGUUUUAGGGCCAAAAAACGCAUUAGAAGUAGCUAAAUAUGACUUGGAUGCGGGAAUUAUACGGUGUAUUUGUGGAGUUGAAGAAGAUGAUGGAUUUACGAUUCAGGAUAAUGAGCAGUGUGAGAGAUGUUAUGUGUGGCAGCAUGCAGUGUGUGUUGGUAUUGACCAGCUUCAUGUGCCAGACGAGUAUCUAUGUGAUCUUUGUUUUCCUCGUCCUCUGGAUGUUAAAAAAGCGGUGGAGAAACAGCGGCGGCGGAAAGAGCAGGAGUCUACGCAUGUGUCAUUAAGCAGUUCUCAUCCCCGGCGGCGCCGGCAUUUGUGUACAGCAGUUAAAUCUAAGGUUAAUAUUGGGGGGAUCAAGAAGCCGUUAAGUCCUUCUAUGAAGCAAGAAAAUUUACGGAAGCCCCGGACAAGUCAUCGGGCGUUUGCCAAGGAUGCUGAGAAUCGGUUUCAGGCGAUGGAGGAUGUGGGUGAGUCGAAUAUGAAUGUGAAUUCGUAUUUAAAUUGCAAUUCGGAGUAUUCAACAAUUGAAAAUAAUCUAGUUACGUCUAUGGGUGCACAGACUUAUAUUUCGAUGUUGUUUCAGGACAAGUCCCAAAUGCAAACAGUUCCAAAUGACUAUUUUACAUUGAAAAAUCUUCCGGCAACGUCUAUCCGAUCUAGUUUGAACUUUGGAUUUUCGUCUAUGCUACGCUUUUCUUUGUACGCUGAUCAGUCCAUAGAGUCUUCGAAGAUUAUUAAGGAAUUUAAGGGAGAGGUUUAUUUGCAGGACGAAUAUAAGGAUGAUUCUAUUAAUAAGUAUUCAUAUGUUCUUGCACCUAUGCCAUUUGUUUACUUUAUUUCGGAUUCAAAACUAUGUGUUGAUACUAGGAAAUAUGGGACUGAUUCGAGAUUUAUUCGCCGGAGUUGUAAGCCUAAUGCUAAAUUGAUUACGGUGCUAUCAGACGAUGAUUCGUAUAUUCAUGUAGUACUUUAUUCACUGACACAUAUUCAUGCUGGAUCGGAAAUUACUAUUGAUUGGAACUGGGAUAUGAAUCAUCCUGCUAAUAUUUUGGAAAGUCAUGAAUAUAUUUCUGAAGAUGAGAUUAAAUAUAGUCAAGAUUUGAUUUAUUUUAUUGAUGGAUCGGAGUGUGCAUGUGAAUUAGGCAAGGAGUGUAUUUUGUUUAGAUUAAAGCGUCUGUUUUCAAAUAUUUCUAAGAGCAAUAUUAAGCCUAGCAAGAAAAAAAAUGCAUCUCCUUUAAAUAAUAUCAAUUAUGUUGAUAAUGAUGAUUUAGAUAGAUCUAUGACUCGUUUUGAGAAUGGUUCUAGUGUUAUAAAUAAGUCUCAGAGUGCUACUGAAAUGUCUGAAUUAUUUACUAGAGCAGUAUCUUCGAGUGCAGAUUCUCCGUCAAACGGUGCAUUGUCAGCAAGGGAAGAACGCAAAAUUAAGGAUAUAUUAGCUCGUAUAGAAAAAUUAGAACAAGAAGAGACUCAAGUUUCUAAAAAGAGGAAACAAAGGAAUGAAGCGAAAUCCAAUGAAAACCACAAGACAUAUGGUUAUCGUAAAACACUCUCCUCGGCUUUGAUUAAACAAGGUUUUCAGCAGUCUGUUUCUCCUCCUGUUUCUGUUACAGACUCUCCUAAAGAAGGUCUUCCGACUCUUAAAACACUUUCACAACGUCCUGGCCGUGUCCCUUCUAGAAUUUCUCGAAUGCAAAAACAUAGAAAAAUUGCGAAUAGUAUUUUAAAGGAAUAUUCGGAAAGUGUCGAUACAAAUGAUAUUUUACCAUGUAAAAAGAUGUGGAUUAAACGGUGGACGCAGGAGAAUCUUAAAAUCGAUGCUGAAAAGAUUAUGAGAAAAGAUAAACAAAAGUUGAAAAAUGUUAUUACUGAAUUACAGAUUAAUAUCGACUCCGGAAUGCCUAAGCAUUCGGAAACAAUUGAUCCUGUAAAACACGAAAGUUCACCGCCAUUAGAUACGACUUUAUUGGGACAAUUACUUCCUCCUAUCGAGUCAUCGGAUAAACUCUCUCUUGAUUUUACUUCUCCAGAACCUGUUAUCGCUGUAGCUAUUUCUGAUCCGUCUCAGUUGUCAGAUAAAUCGUUAACACCAUCCCUUUUAAAAUCUGAUAUUGGGUUUUCUUCAACAUCUGAAUCUCAUAUGUCUUCAUUUACAGUUGCAUCACCUUUGACUUCUGAAUUGGAACCUAUUCAAUCUAAUACAUUAUUUACAAGUCCUACUUCUAUUUUAGAAUCUUUUCCCAAAAGAAUCUCUCUUAGUGAAUAUAGAAAAAGAAAAAAUGCAAAUGAAGUUGUAGCACCUAAGGAAGAUGCACUUUCUAUUGAUCAUUGUUAG
This is a messenger RNA of Pneumocystis jirovecii RU7, 2355 nucleotides long. RefSeq lists its product as uncharacterized. The coding region runs from base 1 to 2355 and encodes 784 amino acids. NCBI's taxonomy places the organism in Eukaryota, Fungi, Ascomycota, Pneumocystomycetes, Pneumocystales, Pneumocystaceae. Gene Ontology annotation, molecular function: protein binding. The record is from RefSeq and is a predicted model, not a curated record. The transcript has 2 exons.